CGCUCGCGCUAUCUCAAGGCCUUCCGCGAGACGAUGCUCCUCCAUCCUUCUUUCAAUGUGCCACAUUUUGAACAUCGUCUAGCCGCCAUCUUUACUUGGGCGGAGAACGGCGACAGCGCAGCCUGUGCGGUACCCGCGUACGGUAAGCCGCCCAUGUCGAAACAAGAUCUGGCUCGCGAAAUCUUCUUUUCGAACGCCAAGCCUGGCAGUGUUGCUCGUUCAGCGGCGGCACCGGCAGGAGGACCACCGAGCUUAGGACAAAACUCAAACGCGCCCAAGCCCACGCUCAGCUUCUUCUCGGCGGCGUGCUCUGCGUUCGCGCUUGGCUCACUCGUUUCCCGCGACGAGGAUCCUUCGCCGGACCCUGCGCUGCCUCCUUCGGCAUCAUCUCCGGAAUCCGGGAGCGAGACCAGCGGAACUCCAGCGAUGCUUUUCGCGCUCUCGGAGCAGGCGCUCCAGCUGUUCGAGAAGACGGCGGCUUACGACCUCGACUCGGUCAUCGCGAUGAUCCUCCAGGUGCUGUACAUGCUGCACGAGGGUGGGAUGAGCGUUGCGCAGAGUGUUUUCCCAUUGGUGGGCAAGAUGGUCAACGUCGCACGGAUGAUGGGGCUGGCGAUGGACCCGGACGAGUUCCCGGGGACGUACAACCUCUUCGAGGCCGAGACCCGGAGGAGGGUUUGGUGGGAGGUCUACUACUAUGAUCUAUUCGUCGCCGAUGCUAUGGGCCAUCCACCGUUGAUCGCUGACAACACGCACACAACUCGCCUGCCUGCUGAUGUGGAGGAAGACAAGUUCACUCCAUCAUGCAUGUCACUUCCUCAUCCCGAGGGCACAAAUGGCGAUUUGUCGUCUGUCUACUUCGGCUUGAAGCUCCGU
Molecule: messenger RNA, 876 nt
Organism: Dichomitus squalens LYAD-421 SS1
Lineage: Eukaryota; Fungi; Basidiomycota; Agaricomycetes; Polyporales; Polyporaceae
Exons: 3
Biological process (GO): DNA-templated transcription
Molecular function (GO): DNA binding; zinc ion binding
Source: RefSeq, a predicted model, not a curated record